Molecule: messenger RNA, 1237 nt
Organism: Epinephelus moara (kelp grouper)
Lineage: Eukaryota; Metazoa; Chordata; Actinopteri; Perciformes; Serranidae
Product: cytochrome c oxidase assembly factor 7
Exons: 3
Coding region: 260-952 (230 amino acids)
Cellular component (GO): mitochondrial intermembrane space
Molecular function (GO): protein binding
Source: RefSeq, a predicted model, not a curated record
CCACCACAAGGCGAGCGUGACCGUGUUCUUCUUCUGUCUUCAAAGGAAAACUGUCAUUAAAACAACCACACGCUUUGAUAACAACUUACUUGACGGUUAACGGACGCCAUCUUUAUUGAGAUUUUUAUCUGAAGCACCCACUUUUGUAUAAUCGCUCAGUAACUCGUUCACCAAGGUCACAAGUGCUCGUGGAUGCAGUGCAGCUAAGCCUUCAGCACAUGCGAUCACAGCAAAGUUUGGAGGCACAAGUGCAAGAAACAUGGCUGGACUUAUAAACUUUGAAGAUGAAAAUGAAGUGAAACAGUUCUUGGACAAUUUGGGAGUGGAGUACAGCUUCCAGUGUUACAAAGAAAAGGAUCCUGAAGGGUGCCAAAGGCUCGCAGACUACCUGGAGGGUGUGAAGAAGAACUAUGAAUCUACUGCACAAGUGCUGAAACAUAACUGUGAAACAUAUGGACAUGGAGAGAGCUGCUAUAAACUGGGGGCAUACCACGUCACAGGCAAAGGUGGAGUGACUGAGUGUCUGAAAACUGCUUACUCCUGCUUUAUGCGCUCCUGCAAUACCAACGGAAAGAAGUCCAUAGAUGCCUGCCAUAACGUUGGUCUGUUAGCCCAUGAUGGACGAGCUAUUGAAGGAGGACCUGACUCGACUAUAGCUCGGCAGUACUACGAGAAAGCCUGUGCUGGUGGCUUCGCUCCUUCCUGCUUUAACCUCAGUGCUUUGUACAUCGAGGGCAAUGCCAAAGGACUGGCGCCGGAUAUGAAUCAAGCUUUGAAGUACGCUAACAGGGCUUGUGAGCUGGGACAUGUGUGGGGCUGCGCCAAUGCAAGUCGCAUGUACAGACUUGGGGAUGGUACGGAGAAGGAUGAGAAGAAAGCAGAGGAGCUGAAGAAUCGAGCGAGGGAGCUGCACAGUUUAGAGAAGGAAAGGCAGCUCAAAUUUGGGGAGUGAAUGUGACACACUUGGUUAAAUGAUCAUAUAUCAUAUCAUACACACAUGGUGCUCAGUCAGGUCGUUUAUGGGGACAAGUAAUUGUGUGCAGAACCUGUUCAGGGCUUCAGAGGUAGGAGAUGAUGUGUCCUUUAAAAAUGAAUGGUGAAAUAAACGUGUUUACCUCAUUUACAGUGUGUAGACUGACAAAUUCAGGGAGCAGUGUUUUCUUGACUGUUUGUAUUGGUAGAUUUAAGCCAAAUGUAUAUUAAUGUGAAUGUAAAAUAAAAUGAGUCUUGAUUCAUG